CGAUGAUUCCUCAUUUCCUCCGGCAGGGGACCGAGCAGAGAAAAUCUGGAGGAAAGAAAGAAGAAAUCCAGAGAUCUGAGUCAGCAGCAGCGGCUCCAGUCUGCUUCUUCCCACUUCCGUGGGUCCAUUUCAACUCUGAUCGCCAUCAAAGCAACACUUUAAUGCUUAGCCAUGAACACACAUGGGUCUCCAUCUUCCAACGAGAAGCUUCCGUGGAAGGAAUGAAACCGAGCCCAGACAGAAGACAGAGAGUCUGUCUCGAUAAGACGCUUUGAUGAACGAGAGGAUUAAAGCAGAUCGCCACACUCACCACAUGCCCCUCUGCUAAACAUUUACCUCCAAGCUUCAUGUCCGUCCGAGUUUCAGCCAUGAGUGUUCUUCCUCCUGUCCGAAGGGACCGUAUCAUCGCUCAGCUCCCUCAGUAUUUCAGGAAAGAUGCAGCUCUCCACAUUAAGGAGGAUUUCAACAACAAAGUGAAGACUGCGUGUCAGGAGCAGCGUACCGGCACUGUGGGCAGAUUUAAAAUCUCGAAGGUCAUUGUUGUGGGCGAUCUGGCUGUGGGGAAAACCUGUCUGAUUAAUAGGUUUUGCAAAGACGCUUUUGAUAAAAACUACAAGGCAACGAUCGGCGUUGACUUUGAGAUGGAGCGCUUUGAGGUGCUGGGCGUUCCUUUCAGCCUACAGCUCUGGGACACUGCAGGCCAAGAGAGAUUCAAGUGCAUUGCUUCAACAUACUACAGAGGAGCCCAGGUUGUGAUUAUCACAUUUGAUGUAAAUGACAUCGCGUCUUUGGGCCAUGUGAGACAGUGGCUGGAGGACGCCCUGAAAGAGAACGACCCCACCGCCGUUCAGCUGUUCCUCGUGGGCACAAAGAAAGACCUGAGCAGGGCUUCUCUUGUCCUUCCUGAGUCACUCCCUUGCAGUGCAGGACAUUUCUCCUGCUCAGUAUUCUCAGAUCGAACAAGAUGCUCUCAAACUAGCACAAGAGAUCAGAGCAGAGUAUUGGGCUGUGUCGUCACUCACAGGGGAAAACGUCAAAGAGUUUUUCUUUCGAGUUGCAUCGUUGGCAUUCGAGACCAACGUUCUUGCGGAGUUGGAGAAAAGUGGAUCAAGGCAAAUUGGGGGCAUCGUCAGAAUUAACAGCACCUCAAACAAUGUGUACGCUUCAUCGAAGAAGAAACAGCCAAACUGCUGCCAGUAAGGAUGGAAGCAGGAGUUCCAAGUCAAAAGUAAAGACUGAAAUGAAGAAAAAGACUGGAGGGAUUUCUGUGGUCAAAACAGGAGGAGGGAGGCUGGAGUUUUAGCUUCCUGACAUGUGUGCGUUUAGUUUUUCCUGGCUUAGAACGAGUUUUCCUCUGUGGGAUGUGGAUUAUUGUGGUGUUGCUCAGUUUAACUUGUCUGGAGCUACAGAGUGACACAGCAGUUCCACAAAACUGACUCUUCUGGUACUGCAGAGAUGCCAAAGAAUGACUGUGGAUGUUUUUUAAUAUGUUGUAUGUGUGGGAGCUGCUGUAGUUUGCAAAUUAAGAUUUUUCUUCACACUAAUACUGUUAAAAUGUUUUUACUUGGUACUUAAUCCUCUUUUCAUAAUAUUGUAGAUCAGACAUUCCCAACCUUUCUGUAAGAAGUAAGACUAUGCAAAUCACAAGAAAAAAGCAAAGAUUU
Sander lucioperca (pikeperch) is the source of this 1664-nucleotide messenger RNA. RefSeq names its product RAB34, member RAS oncogene family a (gene rab34a). Gene Ontology annotation, biological process: phagosome-lysosome fusion; endocytosis. The record is from RefSeq and is a predicted model, not a curated record. The transcript has 13 exons. Gene Ontology annotation, molecular function: GTPase activity; GTP binding. The coding region runs from base 348 to 1139 and encodes 263 amino acids. NCBI's taxonomy places the organism in Eukaryota, Metazoa, Chordata, Actinopteri, Perciformes, Percidae.